AUGCAUAUACAGAAUACAGUCACCACAUUCAUAUUCGUAGCAUUAUUUUGUUUAACAAACAGUCUCUAUUUUCGUAUAGCUCAUUUACCUUCAUAUAAUCAAAAUUGUUGUUUAUCCAUACAUCGUUGGAUUGCUCGAUCACAAUGGUCAAAUGUUGAACGAAAACAAUCUCACAAUAGAUUACCAUUACGAUAUUCAUUUAAAUCACGUCUAUUUCUACAAUCGAUGACCAACAAUCUAUUUGGUUUUACUUGUGGUCAAAUGUUUUUCAUAUCAAAAUUCAAAUACAUACAAAUGUUUAUCUUGAAUUUUCAUAUGGCUAUUAAAUUCUAUAAAAAAAUUUGCUUAACAGCGGUCGGAACAUUUGAUCAUUACCCCAUUGCUUAUCAAAUGAAAAAAAAUCUUUCCUAA
Molecule: messenger RNA, 411 nt
Organism: Dermatophagoides pteronyssinus (European house dust mite)
Lineage: Eukaryota; Metazoa; Arthropoda; Arachnida; Sarcoptiformes; Pyroglyphidae
Source: RefSeq, a predicted model, not a curated record